Sorex fumeus (smoky shrew) is the source of this 1454-nucleotide messenger RNA. RefSeq names its product Myb/SANT DNA binding domain containing 3 (gene MSANTD3). Bases 366 to 1193 code for a protein of 275 amino acids. The record is from RefSeq and is a predicted model, not a curated record. The transcript is spliced from 3 exons. NCBI's taxonomy places the organism in Eukaryota, Metazoa, Chordata, Mammalia, Eulipotyphla, Soricidae.
CAUUCAUUGGCUGGGAUCCGGGCCGGGCCAGGUGGGCCCAGGACCCGCCCUCGGAGCGCACAACCUGGGCGGAGACACGCGCGGCGGCCAAUGGAAGCAGCAAACCCCCCCCCGCGCAACUCGGCGCUGAGCCCCCGCGGCGGAGGCCCGGGCGGGCGUGCGAGUGACCCGGAGUCCCCGAAGAAAGGGGAGCGCUGUCUCCCUGGGGCCGCGGCCCGCGCCCACUCCCGAGCCGCAGGCCUCCCCGCGCCCGUGACCAAUGCGUCCUUUUGUUGGUGUUCAUGGAAACCCGGCACAGCGUGGCAGGUCCUUCCGGAGCGAUUCCGCCAAGGCUAGCUAACGGCCAGGACAAAGCAUAGUAGAAAAUGCAAAACAACGAAAUUAUAAAGCCUGCCAAAUACUUCUCAGAAUUGGAAAAGAGCAUCCUGCUUGCUUUAGUAGAAAAGUAUAAGUAUGUGCUGGAAUGUAAGAAAAGCGACGCAAGAACUAUCGCGCUCAAGCAACGUACCUGGCAGGCCCUGGCCCACGAGUACAACUCUCAGCCCAGCGUGUCGCUGCGGGAUUUCAAACAGCUGAAGAAGUGCUGGGAGAACAUCAAGGCGCGGACCAAAAAAAUCAUGGCCCACGAGAACAGGGAGAAAGUGAAGUGGAGUGUCAGCCCGCUUCUGAGCAGCCACGUGCUGGGGAAGGAGAAGAUCGCCAACAUGCUGCCCGAGCAGCUGUACUUCCUGCAGAGCCCCCCUGAGGAAGAGCCCGAGUACCACCCUGAUGCCCUUGCCCAAGAAUCAUUUGCUGUUUCAAAUAGAGAACUGUGCGAUGAUGAGAAAGAGUUCAUACAUUUUCCAGUAUCUGAGGGGACCUCUCAACCUGAACCCUCAUGUUCAGCUGUCAGGAUAACAGCCAAUAAAAACUACAGGAGCAAAACCGCUCAGGAAGGUGCUUUUAAAAAGAUGCAUGAGGAAGAACAUCAUCAACAAAUGUCCAUCUUACAACUGCAGCUGAUACAAAUGAAUGAGGUGCAUGUGGCCAAACUCCAGCAGAUAGAGCGAGAGUGUGAGAUGGCAGAGGAGGAACACAGGAUAAAAAUGGAAGUUCUCAAUAAAAAGAAGAUGUAUUGGGAAAGAAAACUACAAACUUUUACCAAGGAAUGGCCUGUUUCCUCAUUUAACCGGCCCUUUCCCAAUUCACCCUAAGACUUUUGGGGGUGGGGGGCCCUUGUAAUUAAUCCGCUGGCAAAGAAAGUCUGGAUCCUGAACUUGCGGUCAGUAACCUGUAACUGGAACUACAACUAGGAAAAAUAGAGUGGUAGUAGUCACUUAUUUAAGAAUACAUUCAGGUAAACAGCUACAUCUAUGUACCCUUUAUGUGGCAAAGAAGCUGUUAGAGUCUUCUGAAAAGUCUCACUGAGCACUCUCAUUCUGAAUGAAAUGUCUUUUAAUUAGAAUUCAUACAGG